Molecule: messenger RNA, 2286 nt
Organism: Scylla paramamosain (green mud crab)
Lineage: Eukaryota; Metazoa; Arthropoda; Malacostraca; Decapoda; Portunidae
Product: filaggrin-2-like
Exons: 4
Coding region: 155-1573 (472 amino acids)
Source: RefSeq, a predicted model, not a curated record
CUAGGCAUUAGGAAGACACCGAAGGCCUCUCAUAGCCUCAGUGUCCCUCCAGCAUUGGCGUGAGGAGGUAGCCACGUGCCCGCCUGUCCUGGAAGUUCCUUGCGUGCCUCAGACCAAGCCUGAGGGUAGCUGAAGAAGACUGAGACGCGCCACAAUGCUCCAGCCGCACCGCCUCCUCCUCCUCCUCCUCCCCCUCCUCUUCCUCCUCGUCCUCUUCCCCCUCCUCUCCAACGCCUUCUUCUUUCACCCGUAUUGGGACAUAAGGUACUCCUCGUCCUGGUCACACCGAGGUCACAGCUACGAAGGAAGUUACAACUUUUCCACCCCCACAAGAAGUCACAGCUUCCACUUAUCAGGUCACCACCAGAAUGAAGGUCACACUCACUCAGGGCAAGGUCAAACGUUCAGGAAAUCGGGUUAUGGUCAGCUGGGGGGUCACGCUCACCCUGCACAAGGUCACAGUGUCCAAGACUCGGCUCACAGUCUUCGUGGAAGUCUCCGGAAGAUAUUCUCAAGUGUCUUUGGACCAGGUCUCUUAAAUCAGGGAGGUCACCAUCAGCAGUAUGCCGGCCCCUGGUCCUCCAUGGCAGGUCACGGCCAGCAGGGUCACACAAGCUCUCAAGGUCACAUCGGGUCACACCACGGCCACACUCACCAAAGCGGUGACCACAGUGAACAAGGCCACACAAAAACUUCCUCAUUUUCGCAUGAUGCCAAGUCACAAGGUCACACUGGGUCACAAAUCAAUCACACUCACCAAGACGAUGGCCACAGUGAGCAAGGAGGUCACACAAAAACAUUCUCUAUCUCGGGUCACGCCGAGUCACACAUUCACACUGGGUCACAGAGUCAUACCGAAACACAUCAAAGUCCUACUGGGUCACAGGGCCACACUGGGUCACAGUUGAGUCAUACUCACUACAGUGAGCAAGGUCACACAAAAACGUUAUCAUUCUCGGCUCACUCUGGGUCACAAGGUCACGUUGAGUCACAGCCGGGUCAUACUCACCAAGAUGACCACAGUGAACAAGGAGGUCACACAAAAACGUUGUCCAUCUCGGGUCACCCCGAGAGAGGUCACCAUGAGCAGCCUGCCAGCCCGGGGCCCUCCGUGGCAGGUCACACCCAGCAAGGCCACACCGAAGCACAAGAGCACAGCGCAGACCUUUCCGCCACGGCAGAUCACACACAAGGUCACACUGGGUCACAGCAAGGUCAAGGGGAGGACGGCGCGUCUGAUUUCAUCAAGUUUGGUGUACAGAGUCACCACGACCACUUCCUCCAGCAUGGCCACCACCACGGCGACCACCACCACCACGACCACCACCACGACCACGACCACGACCACGAUCACCACCACCAGUUCCACCCAGUGCAAGGUGGUCACAUUCACGGGGAUAAAGACGACGUGGAAUUUGUGAAGGCGCUCCUGUCACAGAAAGACAUCGCAUCCCCCGUAGAAGCACAGACGAGACAGGCGGACCAGACACACACCGCUACACACAGCCAGCACGGACCUCCAGCACAGGGCUUCAGGGACACCGUGGAUGUGAGGACCAGUCUUUCCAUCUAACGAAGAAGUGCCCGCCAUCUGACCUUCAACCUGUGUGUGCGUUCGUGUGUGUGUGUGUGUGUGUGUGUGUGUGUGUUGCUAUUUCCAGGUAAGACUUUUUUUCUUUAUUUUUUCUUGCUUAUUUUCAGUUUUUUAUAUAUAUAUAUUUUUUUUUUUUUUUAAGAAACCAUAGUGUGAUAUUUCUUUCUCUCUCUCUCUCUCUCUCUCUCUCUCUCUCUCUCUCUCUCUCUCUCUGGUAUUGCUGUUCUGACUAUCCUUUGUGCUACGCCGCCGAGAGAGAGAGAGAGAGAGAGAGAGAGAGAGAGAGAGAGAGAGAGAGAGAGAGAGAGAGAGGUUGCCCUUGAGUGACAUGACAAGCAAAACAACCUUAGCUGAUGAUGACGAUAAUGAUUAUUACCAUUCUUGUUGUUAUCGUUGUUUUUUUUUCUAUUCGUAAACUAAGAGAGAAAUAUCUGCUGUUAUUCUUGUAGAGAGAGAGAGAGAGAGAGAGAGAGAGAGAGAGAGAGAGAGAGAGAGAGAGAGAGAGAGAGAGAGAGUGUGUGUGUGUGUGUGUGUUUACCAAUUAGUAAUAGACACACUUCACUAACAAAACAGUAAUUAAUAGUGGCUUAAUUCACCCAGUAAUGUAUUCUCGUUACCAACUCGUUUAUAAAUAACAAAAUAGAAUAAAAUAAGAUGAAAUAAAUAAAUAAAUAAAUAAAUAAAUAAAUAAA